Elaeis guineensis (African oil palm) is the source of this 2111-nucleotide messenger RNA. RefSeq names its product G-box-binding factor 1-like. Gene Ontology annotation, biological process: regulation of DNA-templated transcription. The record is from RefSeq and is a predicted model, not a curated record. Gene Ontology annotation, molecular function: sequence-specific DNA binding; DNA-binding transcription factor activity. Gene Ontology annotation, cellular component: nucleus. NCBI's taxonomy places the organism in Eukaryota, Viridiplantae, Streptophyta, Magnoliopsida, Arecales, Arecaceae.
UUUUGUUUUUUCAAUUCUUAUUCCCUUUCUGACCGGAAAAUCCGCCGCUCUUUUCUUCCUUUCAUCACCAGAAUUUCUCGUUCUUUUCCCUUUCUAUCUUUUUUUUUCCUCUUCCUUUCCAUAAUUUUUUCUUGUCAAAGUUAUGUUACUGAUAUUCUACUUGGGUUCUUCUGUUCAGCUGGAGGAGGGGGAAAAAAGAAAAGAAAGAAAUUGGAGGUACGAUUGCCGGAUGGCGUCUACAGAAGAGACAGCCACCGCGUCCGAGAAGCCUUCCAAGAACGAAAAGGCGGCUCCACCCACUGCCGCGGUGGUUCCUCCGUCGCCGUCUCAAGAAUCACCUGCGCCAGCGCAACAGCUACCGCCGCCGACGACCCAUGUGUACGAAUGGGCGGCGUCUCUGCAGGCUUUCUACGGCAGUGGAGCUGCCGCUACCACGCCGCAGGCUUUCUUCCCACCCUCUUCCCCUUCCCCCCAUCCCUUCGUCUGGGGACCUCAUCAUCUGAUGUCGCCUUAUGGCACCCCGAUCACGUACUCCCCCAUGUAUGCUCAUGGAGCGCUGUAUGCUCACCCCUCCAUGGCGGUGGGCAUGACUUACCCGACUACUGAGCCGUCAGAUGGGAAGAACAAGGGCUCGGCGGCCAGCAAGGGGAGUUCUGGGAAUGCUGGGGGUUCCCCAGGGAAGUCAGGGGACGGUGGUAAAGUUACUUCAGGUUCUGCAGAGAAUGCAUCCCAGAGUGGUGACAGUGGAAGUGAGGGGUCGUCGGAUACAAGAGAUGAUAACACUGAAUCAAGAGACUUAUCAGCAUCGAAAAAGAGAAGUUAUGGCAAUAUGAUAGCAGAAGUAGAAACUUCACAGCCCAUCGUUGCUGCCCAAUAUUGUGGCACAACCGCUGAACCAUCUUAUACUAGUAGGGGAAGAUCUGCCACAAAAUUGCCAGUUUCAGCACCAGGGAGGACAACGCUAACUAGCCCUCCGACUAACUUGAAUAUAGGGAUGGAUCUAUGGAAUACUUCCCAUGCUGGAGCUGGACCUGUUAGAGCUAGACCAAUGGAAGUGGGUGUUGCAACUGCAACAGGGAGACGGAAGGGGGCCACAGCUGAACAGCAGUGGAUGCAGGAUGAAAGGGAAUUGAAGAGGGAGAGAAGGAAACAAUCGAAUAGGGAGUCAGCAAGGAGGUCGAGGCUACGAAAGCAGCAAGAAUGUGAGGAGUUGGCAAGGAAGGUGGCUGAACUGAACAAUGAAAAUAGUGCACUAAGUGUAGAGCUUGAAAAUCUCCAGAAACUCUGCAGGGAUCUAAAGGCAGAAAAUGAAUCAUUAGAGGCAGGCUUGACUCGCUUCUAUGGGGCUGGUGUAGCUUCUACUCUAGGCAUCAAAGGUGAGUCACCAGCAAUGCCAUCAGUUGGUGGUGACAGCAGUGGCCAUGUUCAUCAAAGUCCAGUUGAUUCCAAUCAGAACACUGGGAAGUUCUAUACUGGCACUGGUAAUCCUGAAUCCACAUCAAGAUGAAUUUUUAAACCUUUUAUUCCUUAACCACCAUCUUAGGAGCCUUGACACUUUCUGCCCAUGGAGAGGGUAUGUAAAGCUGCCGACAUGCAUAGGUAAAAGAUACUUGAGCUUUCCAGUCUUUAAGAGCUUACGGAUCGUUGAAGAUUACACCGAGAAAAAGGGAGGUAUUUUAUGGACUGAGGUAACAAUUUUUUAUAGCUCUAUAUUAUAGAUUUUUUCCCCUGUAACAAGUUCGCUAACUACGAUUACCAAAAAAACUUAGCUAAUUCUGAUGAAAGAGAAACAACUCCUCUCGUGUGUGUCUGUAGUUUGGGGGGAAACUUCUCUGCUUGUUUCAUUGCUCUGUUUUGGUGUGAGGGAAAUCUCAUAUGAAAACUGGCCUAUAGUUUAAGUUUGAACCGGCGUUGGUCCCAGGUCUCUGGUACAAACACCUAAGAGACAUUGCCAACGGACUAGCCGGCACAUUGGUAACUGUUUGAAAAUGUGUAAUGUUUCUUAUAAUCUUGAGAUUCAUGUAUUUAUAGGAUUGCCAUCAAACUAAAAUCGCUUGUAUUUGAGUUACCUCACCUAUCUCGGCAACAUACUUGCCCUGUUUAGUCUUUUC